Messenger RNA from Acanthoscelides obtectus, 396 nucleotides. NCBI's taxonomy places the organism in Eukaryota, Metazoa, Arthropoda, Insecta, Coleoptera, Chrysomelidae. The record is from the annotation of a GenBank genome assembly.
AUGAAUACCGCAGGAUUAUUCAUCUCUUCAGGGAGAAAGAGGUGCCAUCACACUUUCCCUCUACCCUCGGAGAGGAACAUUCAUGCUGUAAUCAGAGGAGUACCUGCGACACUUUUGGAAACGGAGAUCAAGGAAGAGUUGCAACUGAGGGGAUAUUCCCGCCUGCACAUAAUUCGCCUGAAACGCGGUGGCGGCGUGCCUAUGCCUUUGGUGGUAGUCAUACUGCCCAAGAUAGAAAAAUCUCAGCAGCUGUCCAACGAACAUGAGCUGCUAGGUUUGGCUAUCCGAGUCGAAGUUCAAAAGAACUCAAGACUCAUCGGGCAGAGUCACCGCUGCCAAAAAUAUGGGCAUGCGCAAUCUUACUGCACAGCACCACCUAAGUGUCUGUGCUUCUGA